CUAUCUAGGACUUUCUCAGCUACAGCUCAACAACUUUCUCCUUCCCAAAAGAACACACUAUGGACCCCUCCGAGCAACGGACAAGGCGGCCGUCGCCACGGCGAGAGCUCCAAGGCCCCCGGCCUACCCCUCUCAAGGUUCAAAAGGACUCACACAAGAUCAAGAAGCCUCCUCUUGCACCGCCGCCUCAGCAUCGACCGCCGGUCAUAAUCUACACCGUCUCGCCCAAGGUCAUACACACCACCCCCGGCGACUUCAUGUCGCUGGUGCAACGCCUCACCGGUGCCUCCUCUUCUUCCUCUGCUGCCGCCGCCGCCGCUCCUCGGUCGCCUUCUAAUGUUAAUACUACUGGAGAAGCACUGUCCCCAGCUGCUCGUUUAGCUACAAUUGAGAAGGGAGCACACAAGUUGGAUGAGGAGAUGCAAAGGAAGAAUGGAGAAGAUGUAUUGGAUCAACUAGGAAUUGAUGGUGGCAUGACGACGAUGAACCGGCACAGUUCGUUUCCAGGUAUCUUGUCCCCGGUCCCAGCUUUUCUCCCAUCAAUAUCUCCUAACUUCUUCUCACCUUCGAUGGAAACGAAUUCCCUUAGCUUCUUGCAUGAACUCAGCCCGGUUUUCCAUGGCAGCAAAAAUUUUUUGGAGAAUACCUUCUUGACUAGUCCUAAUAAUUUCUUGACAACACCUGUUGUACCUUCUCCUGGUGCUUACUGGGACCUCUUCAACCAGUACCAGGAUUUUUAGUUUCCAUAGAUACAAGCACGGAGAGAAAGGUUAAAGAAAGAGAUUGUUGGAUGGCUAAUGGUGGGACGCGCAUGAAGACAACACUCAGAUUUUUUUUUUUUUCCCUUUUUUGGUCUCCUUGCAGUGGUGGGCCAUAUGUUAUAUAGAUACUCCAUAUCAUUGUGACAUCACAAACCAACCUAAGCUUUUUAUCUCUUUGAUGCAGGUAGGUGCAUCUGUAACGAGAAUCACAUCAUUUGAUAGCUUUUAAUUUUAGCAAUAGGUUUUCCUUUGCCGUUGCCACCAUUUGGGUAGGUUGAGAGGGUGAUCACCACAGUGUAAUUUUAUUGUAUUCUUAUUUAUUUAAUAUCAUUAUUCAUUCUUUUGCUUGA
This is a messenger RNA of Elaeis guineensis (African oil palm), 1111 nucleotides long. RefSeq names its product protein MKS1. The record is from RefSeq and is a predicted model, not a curated record. NCBI's taxonomy places the organism in Eukaryota, Viridiplantae, Streptophyta, Magnoliopsida, Arecales, Arecaceae. Gene Ontology annotation, cellular component: nucleus.